AUGCCAGUCUAUGAAGAGAAAUUCAUCUCACCGCUGGCUGUGCGUUUCUCCCAAGAACAGCUCCGAACGCGCUUUUGCAACGGCCAAGCCUUGGAUGAGGUGACAGGCUUGGUGCAGGAAGUUGCGGGAGUCGGGCCUUAUGAUGUGAUUCUGAAGGCGCCUUUUCCAAACAUUGAAGUGAUCCGAUGGGCCCCUGGACAGAAGAGAACCGGAACGGUAGGUAUGGCAGGUAUGGCCAUACCGGCCAUACCUGACGAGAGGUCUCACUGGUUUACAACGGAUAAUAGGAGGCUCUACGUGCUGCAGAAAGUCGCGGCGAGGCUGUGGCCCAAGAAGGCAGGCGUCCAAGUGGAUGUCUUAUUUGCGGCGCCUCCUCGUGAGCUCUUCAAGAAGUACGACUCCUCCACGGCCGGUCUGCUGGCAUCCCUGGGUGGGAAUAGUGCCAUCUGGGAUUGGAUGAAAGCCGUCAGUCCACCUGAUGGUUAUGUGAACAUGGCGAUGGAGGAGGCUGCCCACAAGCAGGUUCUGUUUGAUGAUGCUUCAGGCUCACUCGAAGAACUAGUGAGCGUCCCCCAGGACACUCCUAAGGCGAGGCCUGUCAAAGAGCAGAAAGCUGAGGGAGACAGAGAUGCCGACGAUGCCACUGAUGCCGCUGCGACAUCAAGCACGUCCAGUGGCCAGCAGAGUCAGCAGAGUCAGAGUCAGCCCAGCCCUACCCCAGUCUUGAGCCCAAGCACAAAGAGCGAGAAGGAUUCGGCUCACGAUGAGAAUUCACGAGUCACUUCGGAAGAGUCUGAGGAAUCGGAAGAGGAGGGGUGGUCGGAAGAAUGGCUGAGUCUGGCAGAGCAUUGGCGUGGAGUCUCUCGCUUGCUCGAGGGCAGUUGGAGGGGACCCAAGGGGGAGACCUACACAAUGGAAUUCUGCGAGCCUUCGGACAACGUGGUGUGUGGUCAUUGUGUCCGCUGCCAGAGCUCGAAGGAGAAGACCUUCUCCGUCCGCUACGAGUAUGACAGCUGCCUGCUCUUUUGGGGCACUGGCCGCAAAUUCUGCUUGGAUCCGGAGGAACUCCGAAUAGUGCCAACGAAUGCCAGAUGGUAUGUUGCAGGGAAAGAGGAGCCCGAAUUCGAAUGGGUUCUUAUCGGUGGAGAACAGCCUCGCGACAGAAGCGACGGAAAGCGGGGCAAAGACAAGAACCUCGACAAGGACCCGAGGCGUGACCUAAGGGACCCAAAGCGCGGGGCCCAGGCCCAGCGAAGGCGCCGCAGGCGCUGA
Molecule: messenger RNA, 1272 nt
Organism: Symbiodinium necroappetens
Lineage: Eukaryota; Dinophyceae; Suessiales; Symbiodiniaceae
Source: the annotation of a GenBank genome assembly